UCCUUCUCUAAUGCCCAGAUCGAUAAGAAUGAGUAGACUUUGGUUAUGUGGUGUUCAGUCUUUUGCUUUCACUCUGGCUACAGUCAUCACUCCGGACCAGCUUAUCACCGUACUCUGGCUUAACUCCCCUACAAUUAAAUCCCAAGGUGACUGAAACUUGACCCGGAUUUCUGGCUGCGGAAGGAGUAACCUUUCCUACGGGAGGCUGCGAAUCCAGAGCCGCCGGAUCCCUUUCUGUGCCAACCCGGAGAGGAGAUUUAGGGUUUGUGCUGCACUGGCGGGAGUCCAGCUCCUCCACCAGCACUGCUCGGAAGUCACAGCGGAAUACAAAAAACAGCUUCUGUUUACACAGACUCAUCACGCUACCUCCUUUUAUCCUUACCUCUCUGUUUCUUUCCUGUCCUGGCUACUCAUUUGCCUCCUCACUGCUGUCCUCAAGGGAACGUUUAUCCCUUUAACAUCACCUCAUCAGCUCAUCGCGCCCCCGCCCUCUCCCCACUCCCCCCCCAGUUUUAUUCAACUCGUAAUGAACUCCUCAACAUCCAUUACAUCCCUAUUCUCCUUCACCAGCCCGGCGGUGAAGCGCCUGCUCGGCUGGAAACAAGGGGAUGAGGAGGAGAAGUGGGCAGAAAAGGCUGUGGACUCUCUAGUGAAGAAACUAAAGAAGAAGAAGGGGGCGAUGGAGGAGUUAGAGAGGGCCCUCAGCUGCCCCGGGCAGCCCAGCAAGUGUGUGACGAUUCCUCGGUCGCUGGAUGGGAGGCUGCAGGUGUCCCACAGGAAGGGUCUGCCCCACGUCAUCUACUGCAGGGUGUGGCGCUGGCCCGACCUGCAGUCCCACCACGAGCUGAAAGCCCUGGAGUGCUGCGAGUUCCCCUUUGGCUCCAAGCAGAAGGACAUCUGUGUCAACCCCUACCACUACAGGCGUGUGGAGACUCCAGUGCUGCCACCAGUUCUGGUCCCACGCCACAGCGAGUUCAACCCCCAACACAGUUUACUGGCGAAGUUCAGGAACACCUCUCUGCACAACGAGCCUCUGAUGCCGCAGAACGCCACUUACCCGGACUCCUUCCCUCCGCUGCCCUGCUCGUCCUUCUCCGCCUCCCCCUCCUCCUCCCUCGCCCAGUCUCCCACCUCACAGAGUUACCCCAACUCCCCCAACAGCUCCGCAGAGCCUGGCAGUCCGUACCACAUUGCAGCUGAGACUCCCCCACCUCCGUACAGCAUGAUGGAGACGAGCCCUCAAGAGGAUGUGAAGCCCAGCAACUCCACGGGAACCACUAAACUUACGUUUUCCGCUCCGCACACAGAUCUGCGGCCCGUUUGCUACGAGGAACCAGAGUACUGGUGCUCCAUAGCCUACUACGAGCUCAACAACCGGGUGGGGGAGACUUUCCACGCGUCGUCCCGCAGCGUCCUGGUGGACGGCUUCACGGACCCGUCCAACAACAAGAACCGCUUCUGCCUCGGCCUGCUGUCCAAUGUCAACCGCAACUCCACCAUCGAACACACUCGCAGGCACAUAGGCAAAGGUUUACACCUGUACUAUGUCGGUGGCGAGGUGUACGCCGAGUGUCUGAGUGACAGCAGUAUCUUCGUCCAGAGUCGCAACUGCAAUUUCCAGCACGGCUUCCACGCCACCACCGUGUGCAAGAUCCCCAGCGGCUGCAGCCUCAAGAUCUUUAACAACCAGCUGUUUGCUCAACUCCUCGCCCAAUCGGUCAACCACGGCUUUGAGGUCGUCUAUGAGCUCACUAAGAUGUGCACCAUCCGAAUGAGCUUUGUCAAGGGCUGGGGUGCUGAGUAUCACCGUCAAGAUGUGACCAGCACCCCCUGCUGGAUCGAGGUACACCUGCAUGGGCCCCUGCAGUGGCUGGACAAGGUCCUCACUCAGAUGGGCUCCCCGCACAACCCUAUUUCUUCAGUGUCGUAACGGGAACGCGCACACUUUUUAGUGUGUGCUCUCGGUCCUUCACACAGGUAGUCGUAGAUUCUGUAUGCUCUUCUAUGUCCAGGUUUUCUGUCCUAUGGUCCCUCCCUUUGACAUCUCACAGUAAAUGGCCAAAAUAUCUGUCGCGGCUUUGUCACACCAUUCAGCACAACUGAGACACGUAUAACUGAAAUUCAUUUAGCUAAUUUAAGUCUCAUGUAGGUAAAUGAUCGAGUGUUCUUUCAUUUCAUUAUGAUAAAGCAUUUACCUUCACUCUCUCUCUCUCCCCAUUUCAAUUGGGACAUGGUAACUGCACUCCAGGACAAGAAAAAAUGGGAUAUAUUUGUAGGUACUCAGACUUGUGUUAUAUGUUAUAAAUGUUAUUACAGUAGUAUGUAUUGUAUUUCCAAGUGUUGACUAAUGUUUGACUUCAUGUAGUGGUUGCUUUUUCCUCAUUCCAUUAAAGUUGUUCUUU
This is a messenger RNA of Xiphias gladius (swordfish), 2402 nucleotides long. RefSeq names its product SMAD family member 9 (gene smad9). The record is from RefSeq and is a predicted model, not a curated record. Gene Ontology annotation, biological process: cell differentiation; BMP signaling pathway; transforming growth factor beta receptor signaling pathway. Bases 527 to 1930 code for a protein of 467 amino acids. Gene Ontology annotation, cellular component: heteromeric SMAD protein complex. Gene Ontology annotation, molecular function: DNA-binding transcription factor activity, RNA polymerase II-specific; I-SMAD binding; RNA polymerase II cis-regulatory region sequence-specific DNA binding. NCBI's taxonomy places the organism in Eukaryota, Metazoa, Chordata, Actinopteri, Istiophoriformes, Xiphiidae. The transcript has 8 exons.